UUCUUUCGUCAAGAUUAGAGAAGGUAGAGGAGGGAGAGAGGAAGGCGAAGAGGGGAGGGAGAGAUAAACAGAGGCAGUUUAAGGCGGUAAACACGUCCCGUUCCAGAGCCAGCUCUCCUCUAAACACACCAGGCACAGCUCAGCAUCUGUCUGACACAGACGGGACAAACUGGAGCGAGUGGAAAACACUGGAGGGAAGAUUAACGGUCAAGAUAAAAGCAGAUUAUUUGUGAGAUCUUGAUUUGCGAGCAGAGAAGAAGAAACGAGGCAAACCGCAGCCAUGGACGUCUCCCACAGCUUCUCUUGUCUCUGCAGCGAGAGGAACCAGCAGCACACGAGCAAAAGCAGGAGCAUGGUCCUCCGGACUAGAUCCACCUCCAGGCCCCACGGGCCUCUCCUCCACCCCAGCACCCUGCUCCUGCUGCUGCUCCUCCUCUGUCUCUCGCUGUGGAGCCAGCAGGGCGAGGCCCUGGUCCACUCCAGCUUCAGGCGGCUCAGCGGCCGCGAGAAGAAGGAGAUGCAGAAGGAGAUCCUGUCCAUCCUGGGCCUGCCGGGGCGACCCAGACCCCACCCGCCGCUACGGCCGCCCUCCUCCGCACCGCUCUUCAUGCUGGACCUGUACCACGCCAUGGCUGCCGACGGGGGGGAGGAGGAAGGGAAUGAGAUCAUUGUAAACGGGCCCGGGAUGGGGAAGUUUGGAGGGGUGGAGAGGUUGGCUCAGGUCAGCCACGCGGUCCUUCCCACGCUCAGCACGCACACGCCACCGCUGGGCACGGUGGUCAGCGAGGCCGACACGGUGAUGAGCUUCGUCAACCUGGUGGAGCAGGAGCGAGACCUGCUGCAGCCGCGGCCGUACUGGAAGGAGUUCCGGUUCGACCUGACGCCCCUCCCCCAGGGAGAGACGGUGACGGCGGCGGAGUUCCGCAUCUACAAGACGCUGACGAUGGGCCAGAGGGCCAACCGGACGCUGCACAUCUCUGUGUACGAGAUCCAGCGAGAGAGCAGGCACAGAGAACCUGAGCUGGUGCUGCUGGACAUGCAGUCGGUGCCCGCCGGACAGGAGGGCUGGCUGGCCUUCGACGUCACCUCGGCCUCCAACCAUUGGCUCCUCCACCCCCGCAGCAACCUGGGCAUCCGCCUCUAUGUGGAGACAGAGGAGGAUCGCUCCCUGUCUGCCGGCUGGAUCGGGUUGGUGGGACGCAGGGGCCCCCGCUCCAAACAGCCCUUCAUGGUGACCUUCUUCAGGGAGAGUCAGGUCCCGUGUCGGCCGCCGCGAGCCGUCAAGCCACAUCCCCGCAAGAAGAAACCCAAAUACGACCUCCCAGUGCCCAGCAUCCACAAUCGGAGUCCUGUGAACAGCGGCGGUCAGCCCUGUAAGAAACAUGAACUCUACGUCAGCUUCAGUGACCUGGGAUGGAAGGACUGGGUGUUGGCCCCCACUGGAUAUUCAGCUUACUACUGUGAUGGAGAGUGUUUUUAUCCUCUGGGCUCCUGCAUGAACGCCACCAACCACGCCCUCAUCCAGCAAGUGGUGCACCUCCUGAAGCCUGACGAGGUUCCUAAGGCUUGUUGCGCCCCGACCAAGCUCAGCCCCAUCUCCGUCCUGUUCUACGACGACAACAACAACGUCAUCCUGAAGAAGCACCGCAACAUGGUGGUGAAGACGUGCGGGUGUCUAUGAGCCCAAAAGGUUCCACUUUGACACUCAAGUCCUCAAACAAAGUGAAGGUACAACAGACAUGAGCUCUGCCCACGGAGAAGGUUUCUGCCAACAAGGCACCGCAAACCUAAUUUACCAGGCUGGUGUGGAGUUCUGAUCCAGGAUCAGUGACUCAAAGUUCACAGAUUCCAAAUCACCACUUUUGCUGUAACGUGUUCUGUGUCUUGUUUGUUUAUGUUUAUGUCUGCUGGGCCUCUUAUUCAGAUUUAGGCUCCAUCGGCCGGUUUACAGGGCAAACCAUUAGUGGAACAAGAAUAAAUUAAAUGACAGCACUAUUGUUGCAACACAAUGACUCUAUAACGAGAAUAUUGAAUCAAUAACAAUAUUCACAUCAUCUUGAUUCAUGGUAAUAGUUUUUACAGGACUAAUGAUAAAUAGCCAAGUGUAAAUA
Cyclopterus lumpus (lumpfish) is the source of this 2111-nucleotide messenger RNA. RefSeq names its product bone morphogenetic protein 8a (gene bmp8a). The coding region runs from base 281 to 1681 and encodes 466 amino acids. Gene Ontology annotation, molecular function: cytokine activity; growth factor activity. The record is from RefSeq and is a predicted model, not a curated record. The transcript has 7 exons. Gene Ontology annotation, biological process: SMAD protein signal transduction. Lineage: Eukaryota; Metazoa; Chordata; Actinopteri; Perciformes; Cyclopteridae. Gene Ontology annotation, cellular component: extracellular region.